Spinacia oleracea (spinach) is the source of this 2376-nucleotide messenger RNA. Its product is annotated as phosphoglucan phosphatase LSF1, chloroplastic. Gene Ontology annotation, cellular component: starch grain; chloroplast. Lineage: Eukaryota; Viridiplantae; Streptophyta; Magnoliopsida; Caryophyllales; Amaranthaceae. The transcript is spliced from 10 exons. The record is from RefSeq and is a predicted model, not a curated record. The coding region runs from base 191 to 1915 and encodes 574 amino acids. Gene Ontology annotation, molecular function: protein binding; carbohydrate phosphatase activity. Gene Ontology annotation, biological process: starch catabolic process; protein dephosphorylation.
UGACAGUGGGCACACGAAACGGUUCCUGAAAAUUAUCAAUAUCGUUAACAUGAUCAAUUCAUGAUCACUAGAAUCAAACACCCAAACAUCUCUAUAUCGGUAUAUCCUCAUCUCCAUCUCCAUCUCCAUCUCCUGCACUACAUUGCAUCUUCGUUGAAACAUUUGAAGCUUUAUCAUUACAAUUCCUGCAAUGUCUUUGUUCAAUGGUUUAAUUUCUCCUUCCAUUUGGGGAACUGAUUUGUGCUUAAAUAAAGGCAUUCACCUCAUAAUCAACCGCCUAAAUUUUCCCAAAAACUUCAACCCAUCAAUUUCUAGGGUUUAUGCAUUGUCUAACGACAAUCAACCUAAUUACAAGAUGAAUUUGAAUGAGUAUAUGGUCACCUUAGACAAGCCUCUCGGUAUUCGUUUCGCUCUUUCGCUUGACGGCAAGGUUUUCAUCCACUCUCUCCUAAAAGGGGGGAAUGCGGAGAAAUCAAGGAUAAUAAUGGUAGGGGAUACUUUGAAGAAGGCAGGUGAUUCUUCUGAUGGCCAGUUUAUUGAGAUCAAGGACAUUGGUGAUGCACAGAGUAUGCUCAAGGAGAGAAAUGGAUCUUUUAGCCUGGUUCUCGAGCGACCUUUUUCACCCUUCCCCAUAGAAGAGCUGCUUUCAAUGGAUUACCUUGACAUUCUGUUCAAUAGAGGUCAUGUCCCUGUAGCCACAUGGAGCAAGACCCUAGUGGCUUCAGUUUUGCAGGGGUCUAAUGAGAGCAGUGGAAAUUCAGGAUUUGUAGUCUUCUCUUCAAAGUUUCUUGUAUCACGGGCAUGGAAGAUGCUGACUUGUCAAAAUGGAAAUGGCCAUCCACUUGUACAAGUUAACACUUUCCCACCACCGCUUACCCAUCUUGUUUGCAUAUCUGCGGAAGAAGAUUCCACUGACGCUGAAUGGGCUCAUGGAAGCUUUCCAUUAGGUGAAUACACCAAGGCAAUUGAUCGUUCCAAAGGAGAAAUAUACUAUAAUCACUCUCUUGGUAUGCAAUACAGCAAGAUUACUGAACAGUUAUACGUAGGUUCCUGCAUACAAACAGAAACCGAUGUCGAGGCUCUAUCAAGUUUGGGAAUCACUGCUGUCUUAAAUUUCCAGAGUCCGAUUGAAGCAGAAAACUGGGGAAUCAACUCUAAUUCUAUCAAGGAGCGUUGUCAAAAAUGUAAUAUUCUGAUGAUCAAUUACCCCAUAAGGGAAGGAGACUCCUUUGAUAUGAGGAAGAAACUGCCUUUUUCUGUGGGACUCUUACUACGCCUGUUGAAAAAGAACCACCGGGUUUUUGUUACUUGUACUUCAGGCUUUGACCGUUCUCCAGCAUGUGUCAUUGCUUAUCUGCACUGGAUGAUGGAUACUUCACUGAACGCGGCUUAUAAUUUUGUCACUGGACUACACACUUGCAGGCCUAACAGGCCUGCAAUAGCUUGGGCAACAUGGGAUCUCAUAGCCAUGGUAGAUAAAGAUAGACAUGAUAGGCCAGCAACCCAUGCUGUGAUAUUUGUCUGGAACGGACAAGAGGGUGAAGAUGUGUGCUUGGUCGGGGAUUUCACUGGUAAUUGGAAAGAUCCAAUUAAGGCAGUGCACAAAGGAGGCCCAAGAUAUGAAAUUGACAUUCGACUACCACAAGGGAAGUACUACUACAAGUACAUUGUUAAUGGCCAGUGGAGGCACUCGACGACCUCACCAACAGAAAGAGAUGAUAGUGGGAAUGUUAAUAAUAUUAUUAUAAUUGGUGAUACAGCCAGUGUGAGGCCAUCUGUUCAGCAACACAAAAAGGACGCUAACAUAGUGAAGGUCAUCGAAAGACAGCUGACAGAAAAUGAGCGCUUUAUGCUGGCAAAAGCAGCCCGCUGCAUUGCUUUCUCUAUAUGUCCAAUAAGAUUAGUGCCCAAGUAGUUAUACUUAUGACGCUACAAAGGACAGAUUUACGUGCCCCUUACACAAGAUUUUAAGAGGAUUCUUCUAGAACGAAAUGUGAAGUCUGUUGAGUGUCUGGAGUGUAUUCAACAAUCUGAAAGAGUAGCUGCACAUUUGCGGGAAUUCGUUUUUAUGUAUGUGUAUAAACUUGUAAGAUACGCGACAGUGUAAACUUAUGGCAAGAGUCAGAUGUCUCUGUGCAGGCAGGCAACUGGAUGUUUGGAGAUUUUGAGUUGAGCUAUUGAAGCCAAUUGUAUGUAAAGAGGUAUAAACACAAAGAAUCCUGGUUAGAUAAGAGACUAAUUUAGCAUGUCCCAGUACAUAGGAUUCACAAAUUCUUAUUUACAAGUGGUGUACAACAAAUGUUGUUCACUGGAGUAAAAGUUGACUCAAAAUGCUUAAAAGUUACAUUUAUAUAUGUAAAAGUUAUCUAUUUUUUA